Drosophila serrata is the source of this 1357-nucleotide messenger RNA. RefSeq names its product gliolectin (gene glec). The record is from RefSeq and is a predicted model, not a curated record. NCBI's taxonomy places the organism in Eukaryota, Metazoa, Arthropoda, Insecta, Diptera, Drosophilidae.
CGUUGUUGUUGGAACGAACUAAAAAAAAGAAGAAAAAGAAAAGAAACGGCGUUAAAAACAAUAAUUUUUUACGGGCUACACGGCAGAUGAUUUUCCGAAAAGAAGAAAACUCCACAAACUCGAAAUACAAAAAACGUCUCACGUUCGGUUGUGUUUUUAACUUUUAUUAACAAAUAGAAAAUAUUGCAAUUAUAAUUGCAGUGUAUUUUGCAUUUCACUUUGCUUUGUGAAAGUCGAAUUUGUGAUUUGCAAGUGAGAAAAAAACCAGCAAACCGAAACCACAAUUGCAAAAUGCAUCAAAUAUGCACGUGAACUUCGCACAGUGUACGAGUGUGCGCAGGUGUGGUUGUGUGUAUGUGAAAGUUCGAGUGAAAGUAGCUUGAAAAUAGGAAAAAAAAAUAAAAUAGCUAGCUACAAAUACAGCACUUGCACAGCUAAACCAAAAUAAAUAAAAAUUAAAAUUAUAUAUAAAUAAAAUCAAAGAAACACUGACAGAACCAUGACUCUGUGUCCGCCAAUAAAUCUGCAUCCCACCCACCGUCCCUGCGCCCUGCGUCCGGCGGCGCCCUCGCCCUCGGAACGGAGGAGCAUCGCCCGGAAUUUAUUUGGCAAUGCGCCCGGCGACUCGAACAUCGACGAACUGCUGGCCAAGGAGCAGCGCAAGAUUGUCAUCCGCAUCAAGGAGCACUACAACUUUGAUAUCCUGGCGGAGGAGCAGCGCGAACAGGCGGCGGCUGAGAUCACCGGUCAGCGGUAUCCCUAUCAAUCCGUCGUCUUGGUGACACCACCGCUCAGCGAUUCUGCCAGCCCCAAAUCCUGUCCAGAAACAGCACCGCCCUCGAUGGGCGCCGGUGUGGCCAUUUCCGCCGCACAGAUCUCCAUUGCCAUCAGGCAGAUGAGCAGCAACAGCAGCAGCAGCAGCAGUUCAUUGGAUCUCGCCAGCAACAACAACACGAUAGAUGGCCAAAAGACAAGGCAAUCGUUGGGCCUAAAACGCAAGCUUCGCGUUCGCAAAAAUGUGCCAAAAAUCAUCAAGAAGAAUUAUGAGAUCAGUAACAUCAACAGCAACAACAAUGUGGAUAACGGGACUAGCGAAUUGGGGGAUGCGGAACAGUAAUUUUAAAGUAAAAAGACGACUGAUCAUCGGCAGCCCCUGGCGGAGCAACAAUUGCAAUAUAUGAUAUUUAUUGUAAACGUAAUUUUAAUUUUUUUUAAAUAAUUUGUUUAUAUCUAUUUUUUUUGUGUGUACACCCCAUUGUACAUUUUGUUUAAACCAAGACUGCGGUCCCCCAAAUAAUGUUGCAUAAAGAGAAAGAGAGAGAAAAAAAAGCAAAAAAACGAAAAACAGCCAACCAGA